Colletotrichum acutatum is the source of this 1056-nucleotide messenger RNA. RefSeq lists its product as uncharacterized. The transcript is spliced from 2 exons. NCBI's taxonomy places the organism in Eukaryota, Fungi, Ascomycota, Sordariomycetes, Glomerellales, Glomerellaceae. The record is from RefSeq and is a predicted model, not a curated record. The coding region runs from base 1 to 1056 and encodes 351 amino acids.
AUGGAUCAGGAAAAGGGCAAGAAGGAUAAGCCCAUCGUCGUCUCGAGUGACGAGGGUGAGGCCGAGGAGGGCAACCCCUCGGCUCCGCCCCUCACCCCCCGAACCGCCGCGUCUGCCGGCCAGCUCCGGGUUGCCCGGCUUCUCGCCGAAGGCCCCGAGGGCUGGACUCCCGGGCGUGAUCCUCCUACCCUCGCCGAGUUCGGCCUCGCCAAUGCCCCUGCCCGGGUCCCUGCCGCCCCUACCGUUCCCAUCGCGCCCACCUCCCGUGCGGCCAACGCCCGCGCCAGCCCGGCGGCCUCGGCAGCCUCAACAAGCUCAAGCUCCGCCGGCUCGAUCGGGUCGGGAAGCUCGGCCUCUGUCGGCUCUUUCUUCGACGACGAGGACCUCCAAGGAAGAAUUCGGGCGCAGGCAGGCAGUAGGAAGGACCACCGUCGCUGCAAGUUCAAGUACUACCAGCGCAGACAAAGCCGGUCCAAGUAUCGGAACGUGUACCGUUGCAAGGGGUACCCCGGAAAUCCCGAUUGCAAGAACAAGCUCUACUGCUCCCGCGAGAGGAAGUGCUUGCAUAAAUCCAACUUUAAGGACAAGGACGGACGUAUCAACCUCAAGAACUGCGCAAGUUGCCGCGCCGGAACUCGUACCGCCAAGAUCGAGGAUAAGGGCGAGCGCGAAGCCAAGAGACGCCAGCUGGCCUCCGAGUUUAACGCCGUCCCGUUCAGACGUGGUUCCGGUGCCGGUCGUAACGCCAAAGGCAAGAAGAAGCGUCUCGGCAAGAAGAACAACUCUGCCCGCAAGGGCAAGGCCACUGCCAAGUCCGGCCGCAAGGCUGCUGCGGGUGCUCGCGGCAACAUGAACGGGAACGAGACUGAGUCUGACGUCGAGACGGAGGAGGAACCCCUGGAUCACGUGGAACUGCCUGACGAGCGUCCCGGCUUGAGAAAGCGUCGCCGCGAGGACGAGUCUGAUGAUGACGACGACAACUACGGCGCCAACGGAAAGGGUGGCUUUUCAGGAUUCGGUGGAGGAAAUGGCGCGAUCCUUGUGGCGGCUUGCUAA